AUGCCUUCCAAAACUCUGACUGGUGUUUGGGCCGGCUUGGACCUUGCCCUGUUGCUCGCCGCCGCCAUCUGCAUCGGCUUCUCAGUCGUCUGGCGUGCUCCCGACUUGCUCCGAGACCUCGUCAUCUCAGACACCGAUCUCAACGCCGGUCUCGGUCUCGGCAUCAUGUUCGCCAUCACAUUUGUCAUCUCCAUAGCCGCUAUUCUUACCCCCAAGGCCACCACCGGCGGACUCAAGUCCCUGAACUGGGUUCUCAUCGCCGACUCGGUCGCGACUGUCAUCAUCGGCAGCAUCGUCUGGUUCUACACUCUUGAGGAAAGGAAGAACUUUAGUGAGGUCUGGGGAGAGCAGAACCAGAUCACCCUCGGCCGUAUCCAGGAGCAGUUCCAGUGCUGUGGCUACUACAACGGCACCGACCGGGCCGUUAACACUGGCAUUUGCGCCAGCGAGACAUUUGCUCUCAACUCGACCGGAUGCGUCGGAGCCGUCACCAACUUUGCGGACUACACCCUCAAUAAUGUUUUCACCUCGAUCUACGGAUUCCAGGCGAUCAUUAUUGCGCUCUUUUUGGCUACGAUGUGCAUUAUCAACAAGCGCGUCGAAGAAGAACGGUUCCGCAAGAUCGACGCCAAGCGUGGUGGCCGUGGUUUCGUAUAA
This is a messenger RNA of Rhizoctonia solani, 657 nucleotides long. Its product is annotated as tetraspanin family protein. Bases 1 to 657 code for a protein of 218 amino acids. The record is from RefSeq and is a predicted model, not a curated record. Gene Ontology annotation, cellular component: membrane. The transcript has 3 exons. Lineage: Eukaryota; Fungi; Basidiomycota; Agaricomycetes; Cantharellales; Ceratobasidiaceae.